AUGGCACCUCUUGCGGAAAAUGGACCCGCCAUACUUUAUGGUCGAUCGGGUGAGGUCCACCCACGCAGUUUUAUCCACGACCUGGAGUCCCAACUGUUGCAUCUAGAGCGCCAGCUUGAAGGAGUAGGACAAACAGAGGCUGAGGAGUCCCCAGCGACUUCAACGCUACGCUCUGAUGAUGAGCAUGCCCAGGACCUCAUUCGCGUUGGCGGUGAGGGGCAUGCUCACUUUAUCGGAGCCUCAAGUGGUAUGUACUUGGUCCGGUCGGUGCUAGAGUCUGCGCAACAGAAAUACCCAAACUUCGAUUCUCCUUCUGAGUCCACAGACGCCCCGCGGGCUGGACCUAAAGAAACAGCUAGCAGUAAUACCAGAAUCGCGCUCCCAUCACGAGAGACUGCCAACAGCCUCAUCGACACUUUUUUCAGCCAAUAUCAGGUUCAGUAUCCCAUACUAGAUCAAAAUGAAUUCACAAAGUCUGUCUCGGACUUUUACGACCGCCAAGAUACAAGACGCGACCAUUCUCAAUCGGAACCUGGCGAUGUCUGGACCCGUUUCAUGCUUAAUAUGGUCCUUUCAAUCUCCCUAAUUUUCAUGUCGAACGACCAUGAUGAGAGCUUGGCUAUUUCCAAGGGAUUCACUGCCAAUGCGAUGGCUGAUGUGAGCCUCAUAAUGCAGACGAAGAAUGUGCAGUCCGUGCAGUGUCUGCUGUUACUGCUCCUACUCUCCAUCCUGGACUCAACUUCUGCGCCAGUCUGGUAUAUCUCUGGUCUCUGUAUGAGAAUGUGCAUUGACCUGGGCUACCAUUCAGAGAAAACGAUCGCUAUUUCGUCGUCGGCUAAGGAGAGUGAUAUGGAGAAAGUGAAUGAAGCAGAUACAAAAAGAAGGCUCUUCUGGAUUACGUUCAGUUUUGACAGAACCCUUAACAUACUUCUCGGUCGCCCAUUUACGUUUGACGACUUUACUGUGGACAUUCACUUACCCGAACAAUCAUUGUUACCACGGAAGAGGCGCCAAAUACUCCAUUGGCUUGAGUUACAACGGUUCCAAAGCGAGAUUGUCCAUAAACUUCAUACAGUACGGAUUGAUGCCACCCGUCCAGAGCAGGAGGAAACAGAGCUUUCCCAAUGGACAAACGAGAUGGCCCUGCGUUUGAAAGCUUGGAAUUCUGUGGCUCAGACCCUUACCGACUCAGAUGGCCACAAUAUCAACUGGUGGGGAUACUGGUAUAGAACAGCUCUACUCAUUCUAUACAGACCAUCACCAUCACGGCCGAACCUGAACGCAGCAGACACACUAUCUUGCUAUUCAGCAGCCAAAGAUCUCAUCCAGCUCUCCUUCCUCCGUAUCAGUGAAGGGCUGAUGGAUUUCACCUGGGUUGAUCUCCACUUCCAGUUCAUGAGCGGCAUUACACUUGUCUUCAUUGUCUGGAAAAGUACAGAGGCACGGGCCAAGGCGAAAGAAGACUGGGUGUCGUUCAAGAGCUGUCUGUUCCAGUGGAAGCUCAUACUAGAGAGACUUGGAGGCAGAUGGGAACGGAUUGCACGGGCUAGAGAGGCGUUGUCGAAAUUGGCAGAUGCUACUAUUGAUCUUGUCGAAAAAGAGUUGGUGCGAUCAGCAGGAGGUGGCCAAAACCUACCGAUACAGCAUGAUCUUGAAGAAGGCCGGCGAGAUCGUAGGCGUUCAAUCAUACAGCAGCUGCGGACCCAAGACCUCGAAAGCCAGACUCAACAAAACUCAGGACAGAUAACGGACAGUCUCCAUCUACAGGAGCCUGGUGCAUGUCCGGUUGAUACACGCUCUAACAGGGCCGAACCAGAACGCGCAUACAAUACUACCCUGACCGAUAACACGCAUCAAACAGGCAGCACAAAUGUUUGCCCCCCACAAUCGUCGGAAGAAGGUUGGGCCAAUAUCAGCCAACCUGCCAAUAUUGAACAACGCAAUUUAUUUGAAGACGGCCAGCUUAACGAUAUGUCUAACCUGCCGGCAGAGGAACUAUGGCCUCUCUUCGAUCUCUCCGACAUCGCGGCUGCACCGGACGAACUGAAUUUCUGGACAUACUUUUCAGCCCCAAUGUUAGGCGUGGAUGACAUGGCUACGUCGCAGUUUAACCCUAUUGGCAGGCCGGAUGAAGUGUUUACAAAUAGUAUUCUGAAUUUUCAUGGAGAUUUGAGUAAUAUGACUCCUCAUAUGCCUGUCGAGUAUGCUGAGGAGGGGGAUUAUAUGCAAGGAUAUCAUGCAGGGCAGUAG
This is a messenger RNA of Fusarium sp. VM40, 2250 nucleotides long. The record is from the annotation of a GenBank genome assembly. NCBI's taxonomy places the organism in Eukaryota, Fungi, Ascomycota, Sordariomycetes, Hypocreales, Nectriaceae.